Trachymyrmex cornetzi is the source of this 716-nucleotide messenger RNA. RefSeq lists its product as uncharacterized. The transcript has 3 exons. NCBI's taxonomy places the organism in Eukaryota, Metazoa, Arthropoda, Insecta, Hymenoptera, Formicidae. The record is from RefSeq and is a predicted model, not a curated record. The annotation marks the transcript as partial.
ACUGGACAUAUAUUACGUAGUAUAUGUUUUAAGGUUUACUGUCUUUUAUACAAACAAGUUGAGAUACAAUUAAAUUUAAGAAAUGCCGCGUAUAACACGGUCAAAUAAAAAGAAAAGAAUUGCUGCUCUUUUAUUUUUAAUAAUCGCUGAAGAGGAAACUCAUCGAAACAAUCCUCGUAUAUGGACACAUCCAUAUCUUUUAAAGAGAAACAGGAGAGGCAUGCAUUAUAAUCUUUUUACAGAAUUGCUUUUCGAAGAUCCAGAUAGGUUUAGACGAUGUCUUCGGAUGAAUACCGCUUUAUUUGAAAAUCUUUUAGAAAAAGUAACUCCUAUUAUUACAAAACAGGAUACACAUUUGAGACAAAGGAUUUCGCCUGCUGAGAGGUUGUCUCUCACCCUACGACAUCUUGCAACAGGUAUCAUUAAGGAAGUAUGUACUGCAAUUAUUCAUGUACUACGUGAAGACUAUCUUAGAAUACCAUCGUGUGAGGAUGAAUGGAGAGUCGUGGCUGAUGAUUUUGGUUAUCGUUGGAAUUUUUAUAAUUGUGUUGGAGCCAUGGAUGGCAAACAUUUUAAAAUUGAUCCACCAUUACAGUCAGGAUCAUUAUAUUAUAAUUAUAAAGACAGUUGUUCUGUUGUAUUACCAGCUGUUGUGGAUGCACAACUUAGGUUUAUAUAUGUAGAUGUUGGUACAAAUGGCAGAAUAAGUGAUACAG